Messenger RNA from Sceloporus undulatus (fence lizard), 3981 nucleotides. RefSeq names its product sphingomyelin synthase 2 (gene SGMS2). Gene Ontology annotation, cellular component: endoplasmic reticulum membrane; Golgi membrane. Gene Ontology annotation, molecular function: ceramide cholinephosphotransferase activity; sphingomyelin synthase activity. The transcript has 8 exons. Bases 875 to 1972 code for a protein of 365 amino acids. The record is from RefSeq and is a predicted model, not a curated record. NCBI's taxonomy places the organism in Eukaryota, Metazoa, Chordata, Lepidosauria, Squamata, Phrynosomatidae. Gene Ontology annotation, biological process: ceramide biosynthetic process; sphingomyelin biosynthetic process.
UGAAUGUAAGAGAAUGAAUGAUGUCAGGGAAGGCUGUGGCAGACAGGGAGAGGGAGGGAGAGGAGAGCACAAGAAGCCAGAGCAUGAAACAGGCUGUAAACACAGCAGCAGCAGCCGCCGCCUCGCCUUCUGCCUGGGCUCCCUCUGCUCCUUGGAUCCUCUCCAGCUGUUGCCCCCAGGAACUGUCUGUCAGGGGGAGAGGGAGAGGGAGUGGUGGUGGUGGUGGGUCAGUGGGCAAAACUUUCUUCUAGCUGUUUUCUCCUCCUUGCUGCUGCUUCUGCUCUCGUGGUAGGAGUGUCUCUCUCUCUCUCUCUUUUUCUGGCCCAAGGGAGCUGCAAAUGCCAAAGAGCCUGGGAGCUAUAAAGGAGGCUUCCCCUGCUGAGUGUGGCUGGAAGGCAGAGCUUGCUUGGAAACUUUACCCUCCUUUUCCUUCUCCAUAAGCAGGGAGAUUUCUGGCUUGAUCUGAUCUAGGAUCCAUUUGUUUGCCUUUUUGGCUGUCCGCGGUAUCCUUGGCACUCUCCUCCAGCGCAACAUCUCAAAUGAAUUGAUUUUCCUCCUGUCUUCUUUCUGAACUGUCCAGCUUUCACAUCCAUACAAGGCCAUAUCAAAAUCCGUGAUGUUGACCCUAAAAACCUUCCCCGUGACGUCAACUUGUAUAUGGGGGUAUGUUGAUGGUCCUUGGAAGGAAAACCUACAAGACUUUAUCCCAAAGAACUGAAGCUAUAACUGAACAAGAAAGUGGAAUCCACAAUUUCUGUAUGCUUUGUGUUCGGCAGAAGGUAUAGGAGGAAGACUUUUUUAAAAAAAGUGGAUGAUAUUUCCUUUUUAGAAAUUGGACAGGAAUUCAUUUGUUUUGUCACACGUACUAGGCCUGAUGGAUACCAUAGAGACAGCAAAGCUUGAAGAGCACAUGGAAGGCCAGAACAAUGAAACAGCAAAUGGUUACGUUCGACCUGAUCUCACUGUGAGUGAAGAAAACAAGAAUGGCAGCAGCAAAGCAAAGAGUUUAUCCAAUGGUUUGCGAAAAGGUGCUAAGAAGCAUCCAGACUAUAUACAGAUUUCUAUGCCCACUGAAUCUAGGAACAAAUUCCCUUUGGAAUGGUGGAAAACAGGCAUUGCCUUUGUAUAUGCUGUUUUCAACUUAAUUCUAACGACUGUCAUGAUCACAGUGGUACAUGAGAGGGUGCCUCCUAAGGAGCUCAGUCCUCCAUUACCUGAUAAGUUUUUUGAUUAUAUUGAUCGUGUAGAAUGGGCUUUUUCUGUAUCAGAAAUAAAUGGAAUUAUAUUGGUUGGAUUAUGGAUAAUCCAGUGGCUGUUUCUCAGAUACAAAUCAAUAAUAGGACGAAGGUUCUUUUUUAUAAUGGGAACUUUGUACCUCUACCGCUGCAUUACUAUGUAUGUCACCACCUUACCUGUGCCUGGAAUGCAUUUUCAGUGUGCUCCAAAGUUAAAUGGAGAUUCUCAAGCUAAAGUACAGCGGAUUCUACGACUAAUUUCUGGUGGUGGGCUGUCUAUAACAGGCUCGCACAUCCUAUGUGGAGACUUCCUGUUCAGUGGCCACACUGUAGUGCUAACACUCACGUACCUGUUUAUCAAGGAAUAUUCACCUCGUCACUUUUGGUGGUAUCAUUUGAUCUGUUGGUGCAUGAGUGUUGCUGGAAUAAUCUGUAUCCUAGUUGGACAUGAACACUACACAGUAGAUGUUGUCAUUGCUUACUAUAUCACCACAAGGCUUUUUUGGUGGUACCAUGCAAUGGCUAAUGAAAAGAACCUGAAAAUUUCAUCACAGACUAAUUUUCUCUCUCGAGCAUGGUGGUAUCCAAUAUUCAAUUUCUUUGAGAAGAAUAUCCAGGGUUCAGUUCCUUGCUGUUUCUCAUGGCCAAUAUCUUGGCCCCCUAGCUGUUUCAAGUCUUCAUGCAAAAAAUAUUCCCGGGUUCAAAAAACAGGAGAGGACAAUGAAAAAUCUACCUGAAGAAAAUGAAGGCAAGAAAAUGGAUUGACUCUUUUGUUUUACCAAAACAUUGUGCUAUAACCAAAGCUCUUAAGAUGACUAGAUUGUUAACUGAAGAAGUGGACCAAACUUUGUGCAACUGAUCUGAGAAAAAGACAAUUGUAGAUACACACACACAAAUUAAUCAUCCCUUGGUAUGUUUUUAUAUGUAUAUUGUACAGUUCCAUCCCACUCCUUGAUGCCAGUAGACACUGGCACUCAGUGACACUCUGGUGCCAAAAGAAUAUUUCCUGAGAGGAGGACCAGGAUGUGGUUUCCUAAUGAGAUUAAGAGGUGCCAAAGAAUACAUCACACCAUCUGUUCAUAAAUAUCACUUAUCCACAGAUGUACCAAAACAAAAUAUCAGCCUCAGAUUUCUGGAGUUUGAUUAGCCAAACUAUCAUAAAUGAUACAGGGCCCAUAUUGGCUGCGCUUGGUAAAUGCAGAGAGUAAAAGCAGUUAGCAAGAGGUGGUUGCAUUAUUUUCACUAGUGAUAGCAAGAUCUAUGAUACAUAACUAGUGAAACCCAAAGUGAGCCUUGAUCUUUUUGUACUCUCUUUUAUGAGAAUGAAUACAUUAUGACCGUGUAAUGCCACCACAGAUUCUAUAUACUUUGUCCUCUAUUGACCUUUACAUUUUUUAAAAUGUGUGGUAAUUUUAUAUAUGAAAAUAAAACCUAUUUUACCUGAUGAUACUGAAGGUUAGAAAUAAUGUCUACUAAAUGUCAUCAGGGUUCUACAAGAGGAAAACUAAUUUAUUGUUAAAAUACAUAUAUGUUAAGUCAAGAAAACUGUUUAAAUUUCUGCUGGUCAGUUAGCUUGCGUGAAAGUGUGGUGCGUGUGCAUAAUGUAUUUUUGAGUAUAUGUACUUCAUUGUGAAUACUCAAAAUAUGGAGGCUUGACCGUUACAAAAGAAUGUUGACAGUUUUUCAGACAGCAACUAAAAGUACAUGUUGACUGCUGCCCAUCUACCAGAAUUCACAAGUCUAACUCCAUUGUUUUGAAUGAGUUGUAUCCUCUUGGUCUCUCUCAGCUCAGCUGACAAAAGGGUCUUGGAGGCAUUGUAGUCUCCUUUCUGAGAUUUGUUCCAAGGAGGUUGAGCAAGUCUUUGCAAUAACUUAACAGAUGAGAAACUAUAGAGGAAAAGAAGGGGGGGAAACCAUUUUUUCCUGUUUUGCUGAUGGGUGCCUCCAGCAAGUCAGCCUUUUUAUCGCAGAACUCAAGAGUACCAAUAGGAUGCAUUCCAUCCAAAAUUAAGGAAUUACCAUUGUGAAUUCUGACAUUGGCCAUUAGCUGAUUGUCCUCACACAGUUGUGUUCCUAUAAUUUUGGUCAUUGUCUGAAGGACUUUUGGCAUUCUUUUGUGACUGUUGCUACAAUGAGUAACACAGACUACCAGGCAUUUACAUGCAUUUGCAAAUAAUAUAUUAAUUAAAAUGAAGCAUAAUGGCAACAUUUCAACCAAUCUUCAUUUGGCUGGCUAGUCUUGUAUAAACUGACUGCCCCCCUCUUUUUUUUUUUUUUUGAAUGCUUAACAAGCAAUGUUAACCAUUUUUGCUAAAACUAUAAAACAUUGAGUUGGAUGGGAUACAUUUACAGAUAAACAUGACUUUUGUUUUUCCUUGGCAGGAAUUUGUGUUAGCAUGCCAAGGUUAUUCACUGCAAUAGGGGUGUGUGUGGGUGUGUGGGUGUGUGUGUGUGUUUUGUUUCACUAUUAUCUCACACUACUAUUAAAUGGCCAUGUGGCUAAUCUGCAAACUUUUUGCUUUCAGGGUUGGUUUGUUUGGACAAAGUGUCACAUUAUAUUAUAAAGUUAAUAUGUGGAAGCAUCCUAACAUUUUAAAAGCUAACAUUGGCCACUUCUUUUCUGUUUUGUAUAGGAAUCAGACAGUGCCAUUAGCAUUACAGUACCUAGCAGUUAAAUAUUUUCUUGUUAUCAAAUGCUUUUAUUAAAAAAAAAACCUCAGUAAAAGCAACAUUCCAGAAAAAAAAA